Molecule: messenger RNA, 853 nt
Organism: Moneuplotes crassus
Lineage: Eukaryota; Ciliophora; Spirotrichea; Euplotida; Euplotidae
Source: the annotation of a GenBank genome assembly
AUGCGCUCAAGAUACUGAAAUAAGGCCGAUAUCAUCAGACUUGAACAAGUGGAUCAUGUGGUUAAUGAGCAUACUAUCCUUGCAGAUAUAGAUCACCCCUCCUUAGUUUCCCUAAAAGGGUUCGGCCAAGACUCUCGAUAUCUCUAUUUCCUACUCGAAUUCAUCCAAGGAGGCGAAUUAUUCACAAGGCUUAGGACUCAGGGGUACCUUGGAGAUGAGGAAGCAAGAUUCUUUGCAGGGCAAGUGACCUUAAUGUUUGAGUACCUCCACUCCAAAAAUAUAAUUUAUCGGGACCUAAAACCUGAGAAUUUGCUCAUAGACCAGGAUGGAUAUCUCAGACUGACAGACUUUGGCUUUGCCAAAGUUUGUCAUGGUCGGACAUACACAUUAUGAGGAACUCCUGAGUAUAUGGCUCCAGAAAUUUUGAUGAAUGUUGGUCACGGUAAACCAGUCGACUGGUGGACCCUCGGAGUCCUCAUCUAUGAAAUGCAUGCUGGAAUUGACCCAUUCCACGAGAGCGAUCCCAUGGCUAUUUAUAAAUAAGAUCCUCAAAUGUAAAGUUAAAUUUCCUAAGGAAUUUGAUAAAAGAUGCAAAAGUUUGGUUAAAAAAUUACUAGUUCUUGAUCCAACAGAGAGGUAUGGACUAGUCAAAGCAGGAAAAUUAGAUAUCAAAUCUCAUAAAUGGUUCAGCGGGGAUUGGGAUUGGCAUGAGCUCCUGGACAGAUCAAUGACCCCUGUAUAUAAACCUGAAUUCUACUGCCAAGAUGAUACAUCUAAUUAUGCCAGAUACCCAGAUUCUCCAAUUGAAGCAGAAGAGGUUCAUGAGGAAGAAGAUCCUUUCUUGAUAUGGUAG